This is a messenger RNA of Antechinus flavipes (yellow-footed antechinus), 1059 nucleotides long. RefSeq names its product basic salivary proline-rich protein 1-like. The transcript is spliced from 2 exons. The record is from RefSeq and is a predicted model, not a curated record. Lineage: Eukaryota; Metazoa; Chordata; Mammalia; Dasyuromorphia; Dasyuridae. The coding region runs from base 1 to 1059 and encodes 352 amino acids.
AUGGGGCCGGGCCCCUUCUGCCUCCCAGGCUCUGGGCCGGCAUCUCCCACUGGGGAGCACAGGAGCGGGGGCCCGGGGAGGAGUCUGGGCCUGGCCCCGCCCUCCUCGGCCUCCCUGCGGUCCUCCGCCUGCCUCGGUCUCCUGGUCUGUAAAACAGGAGUAACGGCACCAGGUGCUGCUGCUGGCCCGGGCCCAGCACCCCGCAGGGGGACUUUCCCGAGGCAGCCGGCCUCGCCCCCGCUCCCAGACCAUCGACGGCCCCACAAAGAUCCGCCUCCCAGGCCAGGGUCCGCCAGGCCCAGCUUCCCCCCAGAGGCUCCCGGGCAUCCCCAGCCGCCCCAAUCCGGCCUCCCUCGACUGCGCACAGAGGGGCUCCGAGGGCCGGGGGGCCCAGCGGCCAAUCAGGCGCCUCCUCCACAGGAGCCAGAGUCGGUGCCAGUCCCUGGCAGUGGGGCCCAGGAUGCCCGGGGAGGCCUCUCACGGCCUUUCCCACCUCCAAACACUGAAACGAGGAGAGUGGCCGGGCCCCCCGCCCCCGACGCCGCCCCUGCCAACUGGGAACGCGGAGGGAAGGACCAGCGGGCGCCCCCGGUGACCACUCGACCCGGGAGAACAGCGUCGAGCCCCAGCUGGAGCCAGUUCUGGGCACGGAGGGCGAAGCCCCUGUGCCCGCCGCCGAGUCCCUGCAGACACGGCCCGGAGCUGGCAGCGCGCCCGGACGCCGCUCCUAUCGCUGGGAUCUCGCGCUCCCUCCCAGACGAGCACACACCCGGGAUGCCAGGCCGGGGACAAGCUGCCAAGGUGCCCCUGCCCCCCCAAGCCAGGAGGCCCCGAUCCUCCUCCUGGGCCGACUCCAGCCCCCCCUCCCUCAUUCACCACCCUGACCAACGGGGGAACAAGGAGCCACUUCUCUCCCGCUCUCGGGGGCCCCGCGCCGAGGACACAGGGCAGUGGCGCUCCCCGUCCUCCUGCCCCGUCGGGGAAACAAGAAACCCGCGGGAGGUGGCGGGCGCCCGGUGGCACCUGGGCCGGGUACCCGAGGAGCCUCCCCAGGGAUGA